Harpia harpyja (harpy eagle) is the source of this 1365-nucleotide messenger RNA. It is a transcript of the gene RPL4, whose product is annotated as ribosomal protein L4. Gene Ontology annotation, molecular function: RNA binding; structural constituent of ribosome. Gene Ontology annotation, biological process: translation. The record is from RefSeq and is a predicted model, not a curated record. The coding region runs from base 135 to 1286 and encodes 383 amino acids. Lineage: Eukaryota; Metazoa; Chordata; Aves; Accipitriformes; Accipitridae. The transcript has 10 exons. Gene Ontology annotation, cellular component: cytosolic large ribosomal subunit; ribosome.
GGCGCGGCAGAAGGCGGCUGGCAGGGUGCGGAAGGAGGCCGCUUGUAGUGAAGAGACAGUAACGCGUCCUUCCUUUUCCGGUCAGGGCUGCGGCGGAGACGGGCUGGAGCACGAGACGCUCCGCCGCCGCCACCAUGGCUUGUGCUCGACCGUUAAUAUCCGUCUACUCUGAGAAGGGGGAAGCAUCAGGCAAAAAUGUCACCUUGCCUGCUGUGUUCAAGGCUCCCAUUCGCCCCGAUGUUGUGAACUUCGUUCACACCAAUUUGCGCAAGAACAACAGGCAGCCCUACGCUGUCAGUGAGCUUGCAGGUCAUCAGACCAGUGCCGAAUCUUGGGGUACUGGGAGAGCUGUUGCUCGUAUUCCUCGAGUACGAGGUGGUGGAACUCACCGCUCUGGCCAGGGUGCCUUUGGAAAUAUGUGUCGUGGAGGCCGCAUGUUUGCCCCAACCAAGACUUGGCGGCGCUGGCACCGUAGAGUGAAUACAACUCAAAAGCGUUAUGCCAUCUGUUCUGCUCUGGCAGCAUCUGCUCUUCCAGCACUGGUCAUGUCUAAAGGCCACCGCAUUGAGGAGAUUCCAGAACUUCCUCUGGUUGUUGAGGACAAAGUUGAGAGUUACAAGAAAACCAAGGAAGCUGUUCUCCUUCUUAAGAAGCUUAAAGCUUGGAACGACAUCAAAAAGGUUUAUGCCUCCCAGCGUAUGCGGGCCGGAAAGGGUAAAAUGAGGAAUCGCCGUCGCAUCCAGCGCAGGGGACCCUGCAUCAUCUACAACGAGGACAACGGUAUCAUUAGAGCUUUCCGGAAUAUCCCAGGAAUUACUCUUCUCGAUGUGAACAAGCUGAACCUGCUGAGACUUGCUCCUGGGGGCCACGUUGGGCGUUUCUGCAUUUGGACAGAAAGCGCCUUCCGAAAGCUGGAUGAUUUGUACGGCACCUGGCGCAAAGCUGCUACGCUGAAGAGCGACUAUAACCUGCCAAUGCAUAAGAUGACCAAUACGGACAUUGGAAGAAUCAUGAGAAGCCAGGAAAUCCAGAAGGCGCUGCGUGCUCCAAAGAAGAAGAUUCGCCGCAGAGUCCUGAAGAAGAAUCCACUGAAGAAUCUGAGAAUCAUGAUCAAGCUGAACCCCUAUGCCAAAACAAUGCGACGCAACACCAUUCUGCGCCACGCGCAAAAUCAUAAAAUUAAGGAAGAGAAGAAAGCCAAGGCCAAGCUCGCAGCCAAGGUCCCGGUGGAGCCUAAGGCAGACACCGCAGCCAAGACUGCUGCGAAGGCCAAGGCCGAAGCAUGAGCCCGGUGCAGUACUUUAUCCAUUUGAGCGCAGAAAACUGUACUGUGCAUUUACAACUAAUAAAUUUUAUUGGAACGGA